AGUUUCGUGUUAUCGCGUUGACUUCGGUGGGAUAAUUUCUCGUAAAAGGACGCCGCGUAACCGUUUAAUAUAUUUAAGCUGUACUCGGCAGAUUCUGCAUUACCGCAAACACGAAGGUAAGUAGUAAAUCGAACAGGAUGCGUAUUCGUCAGUCGGUAAGGCGAGUCAAUCGGGUGUUUCCUCGGGUGUUUCCGAGUAUCGAUUACCCGUACGCGGUUACAUCGUACAUGUAUAACGAAAACGGGAAUAGUAAAAGUACAGCUCGAGCCUGAUCGGCACAUCGCUGUGUAUUUUCCGUGGCGAAGCCAUGGCUCCGGCGGUUGGACAUUCGAGAUUUUACCGUUUAAUCGAAAUAACACACUGAGCGGCGGGCAGAUAUGGCUGCACAGUGUACAGUUUUCAAUAGGAAACUCGCAACGCCUAUUCAUCUACGCGGACGAUAAGAUAAGCGGCGCCAAAGGUGAAACUUCAGGAUGGUGAAGAUAUACGUGGUAAAAUUUCGGUAUCACAGUUGUCCGAUUGUGAAUUAAUAGAUGACUGCCAGAUACGAAUGUCCGGAUCACACAAAAGGACCCCAAGAUAUUCACAUACGCUAUCAGGACACAGCUUUGGUGAUUUUUAAGGAACAACAAAAUCGACCUAGAUUGCAAAAUUACCUGAGCUUCGGUCCUAGCCGCAAAACAAUGGAAUAUACCAAUAAUGGUAACGACGCGGUAAUCGUUAAAAACGUUGCGAGAUCAACGCUGAACACAACGGCCGCUGGACAGAUAUCGAUUAAGCCAAGUGCAGCUUGCUCAAUAAUUUGAUAACGAUACAGGUACCAUAAAAGUAUUCAUCCAUAUGACUAACGAAUUCGCGGUCAUUUCGAACGCGAUGUUUGAAGUGAAAUCGGGAGAGACGUGUUACGCGUGAAUC
Molecule: messenger RNA, 915 nt
Organism: Diprion similis
Lineage: Eukaryota; Metazoa; Arthropoda; Insecta; Hymenoptera; Diprionidae
Exons: 3
Coding region: 534-806 (90 amino acids)
Source: RefSeq, a predicted model, not a curated record